AUGCCUCCGUAUGUCGCCCGCAAUGCUCUCUUACGGACCUCACAGGCGCUCUUGCAUCUGUCAAGGCCGGCAUUUCGAUUCACUCACACGCAGCGCAGGACUUUGCCCGAUUUCUCGCUUGAAGGCAAGGUGGCUGUUGUAACCGGUGCUUCUCAAGGCCUUGGUCAACAGAUUCUUGCCGCCUUCGCCCUUUCGGGCGCCCAUGGAGCGAUUGUAGAUCUUGAUCAAGAAGGCGCCGACAAAUCUGCCAAGGCCCUCAUCGAGGAAGCUAAAACUCACGGCCUACCGCCACCAAAAGUACAUGGCUACGAGUGCGACACUUCUUCUGAAGAAGGUGUUAAAUCGACUUGGGACAAGAUCGUCAAAGACUUCGGCACCGUCGACAUCCUCGUCACCAAUGCCGGGAUCACUGGCGGCGCACCGGCAGAAGACUACCCUUUCGAAGACUUCAAGCGCAUGAUUGACGUCAAUCUGACCGGAACCUUCCUCUUCUCUCGUACAGCAGGGAAGUGGUGGAUCGAGAACAAAGUUGACGGCCGCAUAUUGAUUAUCUCGUCAAUGUCUGGUUCUAUAGUCAACCGUCCGCAAAAGCAGUCUGCAUACAACGCUUCGAAGGCCGCAUCCGCGCACCUCAUGAAAUCUCUAGCGUCGGAAUGGGCGCCGCACAAUAUACGCGUCAAUGCGCUAAGCCCGGGGUACAUCCAGACUGAGGCUAACGAGGGUGAAGAGAUGGAGAAGUUGAGUAAAGAGUGGUUGAAGGAUAUCCCGAUGAAGAGGAUCGCUAAGCCAGAGGAGUUUCGCGGUGCGGCAGUUUGGUUGGUCAGUGAUGCUAGCAGCUAUGUUACGGGCAGCGAGAUCAUAGUAGAUGGUGGAUAUACCAUUUGGUGA
Alternaria atra is the source of this 888-nucleotide messenger RNA. RefSeq lists its product as uncharacterized. Bases 1 to 888 code for a protein of 295 amino acids. Gene Ontology annotation, molecular function: oxidoreductase activity, acting on NAD(P)H, oxygen as acceptor. Gene Ontology annotation, cellular component: intracellular anatomical structure. Lineage: Eukaryota; Fungi; Ascomycota; Dothideomycetes; Pleosporales; Pleosporaceae. The transcript is spliced from 3 exons. The record is from RefSeq and is a predicted model, not a curated record.